This is a messenger RNA of Acyrthosiphon pisum (pea aphid), 1942 nucleotides long. RefSeq lists its product as uncharacterized. The transcript is spliced from 3 exons. The coding region runs from base 291 to 1724 and encodes 477 amino acids. NCBI's taxonomy places the organism in Eukaryota, Metazoa, Arthropoda, Insecta, Hemiptera, Aphididae. The record is from RefSeq and is a predicted model, not a curated record.
UAUUGUUGUUCCGACAUCGGCGAGCGUGACACACGCAUUUAUUAAUAAUACAGAUACUAUUUAAUUCGCCCGAUAAUGAUGACGUGUGCUGCAGCAGUUGUAGUCGUUUUGCGCGCGGUUUGAAUAUUUUUCGACGUGAAAAUUGUAAUCCCGAAUAACCAGCCAGGUCCAUCUAUAUCGAUUACGUUUCGGCACGGAGGGCCAUCGUUCGUGACACUCGGCAAACUCCGGUGCUGCCGUACCGCUGACCACCACCGCCUGCGCCAAUAGGCCAUGAGAGCAAUAAUAUUAUGCCGCCGGAGACGUAUCUAAGGUCCGAUCACGUUGUUGGCGAUCAUUUACAGACAUCUUCCAUACCGCGUUGUGGUCGUGCGGCGACCAGUCAUGCAGGUACUAAUGCAAUCGGCGUGUACCAUGUGAGUUUGAAGCGACAACGGCUGCUACCGAAAAACGCACAUUGCUCAAGGGACAUGUUUGUUAUCAGAAGUAUUAAAUUUUGGCAUAAUUGGAAGAGUUUAUCGUUGAAUCAAUUUAUAUUCCUAAUCAUCAUAUUGCAGAUGCACGAGGUUCUUGCAGAGACUGAUUUGUUGGGCACUACAACCACGAACGGAAUAACGACCAUAAACGGAACUAUGUGCAAGAAGCGAUGGACAUGCUCGUCGUGUACAGAAGCAACGAUACCACUAUGUAGCUGGUUGGAUGCCAAAAAAAUGUGCGUGGACAAUACAGCGGUAAAAGAGCAAGGCCGGAUGGUGGUCACCAACGGGUCGUCCUGUCCAAAGUUUUCAGUCAACAAUAGGGUCAACGCAUCGGAUGACCACCAGAUUAUAACGGAUUCGGUUACGGUUAAUGACACGAAAACAUUUCCAUCAUACCAGCCUUCCGGCAGCAGUCCAUCGAGUAACGACAGUUCUCCGGUCCAUCCGACAUUGGACGACGGCCAAGUGUUUGGUGGUGUGAAGUCCGGCGGCACCAAUUUUUGGGUGCAUGGUCAAUAUUUUUCCGGUUUGCGGAAAGUGAAGUAUUGUGUCAAAAAUAGAUACUGCUGCAGUACAUAUUGUGAUGUCCGUAACGACACGCAUAUGGUUUGUCCGACUCUUAGGUUUACCAGCGAUCAGAAAAAAGAGUAUUUGAGGUUUUACGCUCAAAAAUCUAACGGAAUAGAGUAUGAGCUCGAGUUACCCGAUUUAGAUUACCAUCGAUAUCACGAUCCGGAGUUCACGGACUACGUGCUUGGCGGUUGCUGCAACGUUACCUUACAUGGUCGACACCUGGACAAAGGUUUCAACGCUGAGGACUUAUCCAUUAUAGUGGUAGGCGAAAACUCGUCCUUUCCUUGCCAGAUCACUUCGUUGGACAGCGACCAGAUCAUUUGUAAGGUGUCGCAGCCAUCGUCAUCUCGAUUAGGCCCACUGACGAAACAGAUCAAUAUCAUGGUAGGCGACAAUCUGAAGGUCGUUAGGCAGUCGAAACAAAAAUACAGUUAUUACAAAAGUCCAUCUACCCAGAUCUUAUGGCCGGGUGUCGUCACUAUAGGCGCGUACGUUUCUUUCAUUGCGGUUCUAUGUUUUGCCCUCGUAUUUUUUAGGGCCAAAAAGGACUAUGACCUAUUACAUUUACAUGGUCGCCAGCAUCUCGCAGAAAUUCGACCACUGGACGAACAAAAUCCCAAUGAUUACGACGACAAUGGCAAACCUGAAAAUAUGUUGUUGGUACCUACGUGACGAAUGUCGUUAGUUUUGUAUUUGGAUAUAAUUUAUUAUACGGCCAUUAAUAAUUUAUUAACCAUACCUAUAAUAUUGUAUAUGAUAUUAAUAUAUUCCAUACCUAAGAAUUUUUAAACAUCUUGUUCUUUAAUAAAUCUAUACAUAGGUACACAUAAUUAUGUAAUAAACGUUUAUAUUGUGUAGUAAUAUAAUAUAACAUUAAAUAUAUAAUUUGU